GUCAGUAGGGAAAAUGGAGUUUUCCAAUCAGCUGAGACACCAGUGACAAUUUUGAAAAUAAUCAAUGGUUAUUUUUCUCCCUCUUCCAAUUAGUGUGUAAAUUAUUACAUAAAAGAUUGUCAGUUGCUAUAAAACUUGUGAUGUGUAAAGUGAUAAUGCUUUAAACCCAAAUAAUUACAUUCAAAACGUCUGUUUAGGAAACAUGGAAGAACCUGACUCAAUACAAACAAGAGUAAAUAAAAAAAUAUCAUAAUUACAAUUUAGCUCUAGUCAAAUUUUAUUUAAUUUAUUUAAUCAAUAAUUUUAUUCCAUAUUUAAUUGUUUACAAAACAAUGCUGUAAAGUUACCAAAGUAUAUAAUACAAUAUAAUUAAAUAUAAAUGUUAUUAAGUAUAUGGGACUGCUGGAAGGGGGACCAAGAUAGUGACAAAAGAGAAAGGAAAGAUAAAAUGGCUGCUACUAUGGUAGAAACCCCACCCCCUCAGCUGAUCACAACAAUUGAAUGGAGUAUGAUGGAUAAAAGCAAAUUCUUUCCGCUGUACACAUUGAGUAGUUUUACAGUACGCUGUGCCCUCUACCCCUUAACACUUGUGAAAACGCAAAUACAAGUACAGCGCAAAAAGGAAGCUUACAAAGGUGUAUCAGAUGCUAUAUCAAAGAUAUACAGGGCUGAGGGUGUCACCGGCCUUUAUAGAGGCUUUUGGCUAUCCAGUUUUCAGAUAAUAUCAGGGGUAUUUUACAUUUCUACAUACGAAGGUGUAAGACACGAACUAGGCAACUAUGAAGUCUCCCCGAGGGCAAAGUCGUUUAUUGCGGGAGGCUGUGCAUCAUUAGUGGGACAGACUGUCAUAGUGCCGUUUGAUGUUCUCAGUCAGCAUCUGAUGGUGCUAGGUCUGGUUAAAGGGUCGCCUGGUGGCGUACAUAACUCUAAAGUGAACCCGCUAGGCCUCGACUUGGAACGUCGCUGGUCUAAAAGCGGUUUGGCCCGAGAGGUGGCCGUUCGCGUGUAUCGGCUCCAUGGUCCUUUGGGAUACUAUCGUGGGUACGCGGCAUCGCUUGCGGCCUAUGUUCCCAAUUCAGCGCUAUGGUGGGCGCUUUAUACCGCAUACCAGGAUGAACUUCUCAAAGUAAGUCCGUCCUGGGUGUCGUACCUGUUGAUACAAUGCGUUGCGGGGACUCUCGGAGGAUUUACCACGACAAUACUGACGAAUCCCUUGGACAUCGUACGCGCUAGGCUACAGGUUGAAGGCGUCAGCUCGAUGCGAGAAGUGGUUAAAGAACUGUGGAAAGAAGAGGGUCUGAUUGGUCUAUACAUGAAGGGGCUGUCAGCGAGACUAGUCCAGUCCGCAUGUUUCUCCUUCUCUAUAAUACUAGGUUAUGAGACGAUAAAACGAGUAAGCGUCAGCGAUGAGUAUAGAACGAGAGUGCGCUGGUGAAAUAAAUGUGAUCUAUACUAGA
Messenger RNA from Pieris brassicae (large cabbage white), 1457 nucleotides. Its product is annotated as solute carrier family 25 member 44. The record is from RefSeq and is a predicted model, not a curated record. Bases 380 to 1435 code for a protein of 351 amino acids. Gene Ontology annotation, molecular function: branched-chain amino acid transmembrane transporter activity. Gene Ontology annotation, biological process: branched-chain amino acid catabolic process. The transcript has 7 exons. Lineage: Eukaryota; Metazoa; Arthropoda; Insecta; Lepidoptera; Pieridae. Gene Ontology annotation, cellular component: mitochondrion.